AGAGGCAGAGAGGGAUAAUAAUGAUGAGAGAAAAAAAAAAAUGGAAAUAUAGUAGAUGAGUUAGUUUUUAAAAAAGAAUAUAUUAGUAAAUCGGAGAAAAAAACAUUGGAAAUUUAGAAAUUGAAUAUAGACAUAAUACACGAAAAAUAAGAAAAGGAAAUUAAACAGUGCUUGGAAGUGACCACGAGCCCCCUUCCCCCUCCCCCCCCUUGAAAUAGGCCUAGUAUCCCCCCCACAUCGCAUAGGCCUACCACCAACCCCCCCCCCACCCCCUUCCACCCUCCCGUCGCGAAACAACACCCUCCGCCGCCCACGAUAAGCACCGCCCACCCCUCGCCCACAGACUCUUUCACGGGCGGCUCCGAGGACGAGGAAGACGAGCCUAUGGACAUCAAACCCAACAUCGAGGCGAACAACAACGCUGGCACACCGCCCACCUCCGCCCACCAGCCUCCCUUAGCCCCGCCCACCCUCACGCCCGCGAAUCCGAGCGCCCUCAGCAACUCCCCUUCCAGUGUCUCCGCGCCCACGCCGGGAGCCGGUCUGCCCGCGGGCGUGCUGAUGGGCGGCGGGCGACCCAACACGCCCACGAGGUCUCUGGGCGUCGUCCCGCCCACGAACACCCCGCCCAUUCUCGAGCCGAUGAGAGUUAGCGACACAAAGGUUAAUAGCUCGUUCGCUGGUUUUAAUGAUAGACCUAUAAGCCACGGCCUCAGUCUCACCGACCAGGUCAGCAUCACCACCGAGACUCCGCCCACCGACAAGGACCCAGGCAGCUUUCAUGACUCCGACGUGUCUGACGCCGAGGGCAGCACAGAACCGAAGGACCAAGGGGGCAGCGGCGACCCCAAACUCACCGAUGAUGAUAAGGCCGGAAACAAGCGCCGAGGUCCUCGCACGACCAUCAAAGCCAAGCAACUGGAGAUCCUCAAGAACGCCUUUGCCUCGACACCCAAGCCAACGAGGCACAUCCGGGAACAGCUGGCUAAGGAGACAGGGUUGCCAAUGCGGGUUAUACAGGUCUGGUUCCAAAACAAGCGCAGCAAAGAGCGCCGGAUGAAGCAGCUGACCUCGAUGGGCAUGCGGGCGCACCUCUUCGGCAACCCGCGCAAACUGAGGGGCAUGCGCAUGUCCCCGAGCAUGGAGGACGGCUUCCCCUACUACGGCGACGCCUUCGGAUACGGCCCUCAGGGAUUCCACGAUUUCUUCCCCGGUCAGGGGCCUCCUCCGCCGCCGGGGAUGAGCUUCCCGCAUGGUCUCCCCCCCGCCAUGGAGCAACCUCUCCCCCCAGGCGGACCUAUGAGUGACUACCCAGGCCUCGCUGCACUAGGGGGCCCGCCUGUCACAGAAGCAGGGCACUUCAUGACACAGCCUCCUGACAUGCUGAGCCUCUCGCAACGGUCAUCUCCCGAGGGCAUGAUAAUGGCUCAUGGCGGACAAAGCGGCAAUUUCGACCACCAGGUAAACGAGGGUCUCGUCUGGUGACAUGAAGCUGACCUCUGAUGACGUCAUAGACCGUGUGACCUCCUGAGUCAUGACGUCAUCGGAGGCGCCGCCCCCUCGCUGUCACGUGACCUGCCCGGAAGGAAGUUAUCUCCGCCGCCGAGAGCAUCAAUUAUGGAUGAUGCUGCAGCCACAGAUUCAUCUCAGCCUCUGUCCCGGGUGUUCCUCUCUUCCGUGGGGAAGUGUUCAAAGAAAUGAUGCGGAAUAUAUAGAGAGAAAGAUAAUAAUAAAAAAGAUAUAGAAAUUUAUAGAAAUAUAGAUAUAUAUGUACGUGUGUUGAGGGGAGAAUUAUUAGUUCGUGUUAAGGAAAAUAAAUAUAUAUAUGUAUAAGGAUCUUUGAAGAAAAGGAGAGGACACGAAAUGAAAAAAAAUAUAUAUAUAUAUACAUGUUAGGAAGGGACUUUGAA
Penaeus chinensis is the source of this 1910-nucleotide messenger RNA. RefSeq names its product LIM/homeobox protein Lhx1-like. The transcript is spliced from 7 exons. Gene Ontology annotation, biological process: neuron differentiation; regulation of transcription by RNA polymerase II. Gene Ontology annotation, cellular component: nucleus. The record is from RefSeq and is a predicted model, not a curated record. The coding region runs from base 385 to 1485 and encodes 366 amino acids. NCBI's taxonomy places the organism in Eukaryota, Metazoa, Arthropoda, Malacostraca, Decapoda, Penaeidae. Gene Ontology annotation, molecular function: DNA-binding transcription factor activity, RNA polymerase II-specific; RNA polymerase II transcription regulatory region sequence-specific DNA binding.